AGUGCGUCGAAAGUCACUUUGUCAACUUCAUUUUCUGCCAUGGCUGAUGUUCACGUCCUGAAUAGCGGCGGAGGAGCUCGCCCUUUCUUCAGCAGACAAAAGUUUCCACGAGGAACCGAGUCGCAGUGGCCCCCUCGACUCGUUAGUUUCAUUCUGAGAUUCGAGCGAGCUCAGACAACAAACCAAACUUGGAUCUCAAGCGUGUUCCCAUCUGUGGUCUGCAUACUCCCACCACCCCACCCCGCCCGGCCCACCCACCACCCCACCGCCGGCUCCAAACCUUCCCGGCGGAUUGUCAGCUGAGGGGCGAAGGUAGCCGCCGCAGACGCUGAGCUCGGAUUCAAAAGCGCAAUGGGAGGAUACCGGCGGGACAUUUGGGGAACGGGCGGGCGAGGACGGACGUGACCCGCAGCCGGCCCAGCGGUCCGACCAGAAGAGCAGGAGCAGCGCGGGACUUUCAAAGACGGCGCGAGCGAGAAAGAUGAAAAGCACCACGAGGAUGCGUGCUGUGUUGCUGCUGGCCAGCUUUGUGUUCACCGCUUCGCACUACUCACUGGGCACUGCCCACAUGUUGCCCGACGACACGGCGCGCGGCAACAAGGCCGCCAUCUCCAACACAAUCCCGGAGGGCAACCGCGACGCCAACGCUGGAGGAUUGUCCGCACCCGUCCUCAUUGUGGAACUGCCAAAAUCAGGAAGGAAAAAGAAGGCAAAAAAGAACAAGCUUGGGCGCAGGCGCCGCCCCCCGCCCCCCGCCGGCUGCGUCCCGUUGUGGGGCAGCUGCAAAUCCGAGGGAAAGGUGUGCUGCGAUUUCUGCGCUUUGUGCCACUGCCGCAUCUUCAGGACCGUGUGUUACUGCCGCAUGGGAAACCCUCAAUGCUGAAGGUACCCGAUGACCUGACCUGACCCCCCGCACCCCCAUCCCCGAGGCCCCUCCUCGAGUUCCCGAGCUUGCCUUAAGUCGACAGCAUGAAAGCACUUGACUUUAACAUGGGCUGCAGCAUCCUGCCAUCAAGUUAGCAUGCAUCCGCGCAGCUUAUGACGGUCUGAAGCAAAUCGUGUCUGAAUAAAAGUGUUUGCAACAUCA
Hippocampus comes (tiger tail seahorse) is the source of this 1087-nucleotide messenger RNA. RefSeq names its product agouti signaling protein 1 (gene asip1). Gene Ontology annotation, molecular function: neuropeptide hormone activity; melanocortin receptor binding. Gene Ontology annotation, cellular component: extracellular region. The coding region runs from base 482 to 883 and encodes 133 amino acids. Gene Ontology annotation, biological process: melanosome organization; hormone-mediated signaling pathway. The transcript has 5 exons. The record is from RefSeq and is a predicted model, not a curated record. Lineage: Eukaryota; Metazoa; Chordata; Actinopteri; Syngnathiformes; Syngnathidae.